AUGCAACCUUCCCGAGAUGUGUUUGCCGAAAUGAUGGCGCAAGUUCCAAAGUUGGGUUCUCACGAUGGUGGCGAUACUGGAUUCCUGAACUCUUUCUUCCCCUCUUGGUACGAGUGGUCAUCGCAGCACCGGCUGCCCUUCAGGUAUAAUGCUCUCCGAACGAUGUAUUGGUUUACCCACAAGAACCCGGGGUAUUGGGAGGCCAUCAAGCCGAUCAAGAUCCUCCACUUCUGUUCGUCUCCGAAGUUUGGCGGCGAGCGACAGGGGCAGGGAAGCAAGGAAGCGUCGUUGAUUAGCAAGAGAUUUCCCAGGACGUCUCAAGAAUGUUUGCGGCGGGGGAGGGUGUCGCUUGUAAGCGGACCGUUCUUUUCUCAGAAUCAGGCGAUCGGAACUGCACAUGACCCCCAAAAGAUAAGGGGUAAGUCGGCCAGUGGGGCCCAAGCCGUGCCAGUUGGGAUGGGUAUCGGUGGAACGAUGCGCGGUCUGAGAAAGGCUGCCCCCCUCUGGCCUUGGCCCCUUCUGGUCGCCGCCAAGAAGCCGUGGGACGCGCAGGCGAAGAAGGGCGACCUCGAGCAGGUCUGGUGGGAGCACUACCUGCGGUCCCAGAUGGCCUUCUGA
Messenger RNA from Prorocentrum cordatum, 618 nucleotides. Lineage: Eukaryota; Dinophyceae; Prorocentrales; Prorocentraceae. The record is from the annotation of a GenBank genome assembly.